CUUCUCUGCGCCGAAUAAAAACCCUAUUAUUUUCUAGCUCUCGCUCGGUCUGUUUCGUCAACUUUUUGCCCGACGCUCCAAGCUGCAAAGUUUGAGCUUUCUUUCAUGUCUACCGCGGCGGCAGGCGGAUAUGAAGGAGGAGCAGGUGGGAAAUUUCGAAAACGACCGUUCCGAAAACAGGCAACGCCGUAUGAUCGACCAGUGAGCGCACUGAGGAACCCUGUGGAAGGAGGGAACAACAAUGGGUGGCUUUCGAAGAUUGUGGAUCCAGCUUCCAGAAUUAUCACCCGAAGUGCUCAGAUAUUUUUCUCUUCUGUAUUCCGGAAGCGUCUUACCGCUGCAGAGACGGUUUCAGCAGAGGCAGACCGUAAACUGAGUAAUGAACCUUCUGAAGCUGUUUCUGCUUCACAGAAUCCUUUUGGGGUACAAGAACCAGUUGUCAAUGGAAGUGAUGACCUGAAUAAUCAUUCUGACAAUAGUGGGGUUGGUGAACUUGAGCAGAUUCUGAAGCAGAAGACCUUUACCAGAGCUGAGAUUGACCGCUUGACUGAACUACUCCGUUCAAGAACUGUUGAUAUACCUGCCGAGGAUGAGAAGAAAAGAUCUGAACCUAGUACAUUGCAGCCAGUAGCUUAUAAUCACAAAGUGGAACUGGCAAAUGUUCCGGUGCAAGAAAAUGGAGUGGAUUCCCGAAGAUUGCUGGGAGAGGCUUCAACCCCUGCUGUUAGUUCACGUAUCCUUGAAGAAGACAUUGCAUCGCCUGCAGAGCUUGCAAAGGCCUACAUGGGUAAUAGAACUUCAAAAGUGUCCCCAUCAACAUUAGGUUUGCAUAGUCUCAGAGAAGAGUUACCUUUGCCAAGUAAUGUCCCAUUUCCAAGGAAAUCAUCCGGUAUGUCACUUGUACCAAGAUCAUCAGUUCGCUCUGCUGGCAUCCCUGGGGUUUCUGAAAAUGGUUAUCAGACCCCAAGAUCUCGAGGGAGAUCUGCCAUCUACAGUAUGGCUCGUACACCGUAUUCCAGAAUUCAUCUUACUGCCAAGGGUAUUGGGGAUACAGAUGAUUGGUAUGCUGGCCCAUCAACAUCUCCCUGGACAUUGGACAACAACAUGGUUUCUACUGGAAAGCAGGUCUCAAAGCGAAGGAGUUUAGUUUUAGAUAAUGAUAUUGGAUCUGUUGGCCCCAUACGCAGGAUCCGUCAAAAGACCAAUCUGAUGUCUCCUAAAAGUAUUGGCUCACUGGCUCCUGAGACUCAUAUUCCUACUCGUGGAACUGCAUUUGGUUCUGAUGUUGCUCAAGGUUCUGUUUCUUUGACUCAGAAGCCACUUCUGCUGGAAGAACACAGGCAUCGCAGCCUAAAGAUGAGAAUUGCAGAAAAUGGGAGCAAUUGCAUCCCCAGCACGAGUUUUGCUUCUGUUCCUUCUCAGUCAAGUGAGAUGGCCCAAAAAAUUUUGCAGCAGCUUGAUAAGCUGGUGCCUUCUCCCAAGGAGAAAUCAUCUGAGCUCAAGCUAGCUACUGCUGGGGAGAAAUCAUGUGCAAAACUGUCACUUAGUAUGUUACAUGGCCAGGCUUUUCGGAGGGUGGAGGAAGUAGAUUCAUCAAAGUUUUUGAAUAAUAUACAAGGUACUUGUACUUUGGAUGCCGUUGGUGGUACACCUCUACCUGUUAUUCAAGAUUCUGCCUAUCGAAAGCUGGACAAAGUUGAAGAAAAUGGCUGGUUGAAGAUUGCUGCUUCUGGAAACAAAUUGGCUCCUGAGGCUAAUGGCACAGAAAGAAAUACGUUGAAUAAAGACACUGUCCCUAUUUUCAGGACUGCAGAUUCAGCUAUUUCGAACUCUGUUGUCACCCCUCCACAGAAAAAACAAGCCUACCAGAUGAAUGCACAUAAGGAAUCUCUGGAGCUGGAUGAUAAUUGUUGCGGUACCAAAGGUGUACAUUCAGUUAAUGGAAAAGAAAAACUAGAUAAUUCAACUGUGGAGGAGAACAAAGCUGUUGCAGCAAAAACAGUUACUGUGGAGAAGCCUCCAGUUUCUGAAAUCAAUACCCCUGCUAGUUUGAUAUUGAACAAAUCCAGUGGUACAGGAGCUUCUGAUGGUCCCAGGGUUAAUCAAAAGAACCCUGGUUUUGGCGCUCCGUUGACAUCCGUGUCGAGCACAGUUACUCAGCCGGCCCCCCUCUGUCAGUCACCUCCAUUGUUUGGUAAUGUAGUUCCAACAAAGGGACCAGCUUCUUCUCCGGUAUUCAACUUUGGGUCCAAAGUCAUUGGCAAUGCACCACCUUUUACAUUUUCAUCAGUUUCCAGUUUCAGUGAAUCAUCAGGACUGAAAUUUGAUGCUCGGUCAGGCUCAGUGCUGGGGACAUCAAGCAGCCCUGCCACAAUUGGUGCUACAUCGACAGGAAUUAUUACCAAAGCUGCAUUAUCAGAUACAGGUGGUAAAGAAAAUGCUCCGAAGACUGGAGACUUGUUCAGGAAACAUGAGAAUGCCACUUUUUCAAGUGUGUCGACAUCACCCACUCCAUUCUCUUUUAGCAAUUCGAUGAAAAAUUCAAAUCUAAGCAAUGGUUCAGUUGCACCAUCAACUUUGUUAUUCUCAGUCCCUGCUCCUUCAGUGCCAGCUUCCACUAUUUCUUCAAAUAUGAGUUUCAUGAGUGGUUCUGCAACCACUGCUAUCACCACCACUGGCAGCCUCUCUGCCUCAGCUGCAUCCCCGGCAUUUUCUUCAGUGCCCAUAUUCCAGUUUGGAUCCGGCACCACUAUGGCAGUGGCUCCAAGUUCAGUGUCGCAGCCAUCAACUUCUGGUGCAGAGUCAACAGAUUUGGAGCAAAAGGUCGAGACGGCUCCACCUUUUGCCAGUGUAAGCCCCCUUCCGUUUGGUACCACAUCUUCUCCCCUUACUAGUACAGGCAGUGGCAUCUUUGGGCUCUCCAAUGUAACCCCUGCAAGCACUACAAAUUCCUCUUCGUCUGCCAAUCAUCUGAGUUCUAACCCUUUUGGUGCUGGUACUGGGCCUGUGUUUGGUUUGCAGACAGCAUCCGGAACUGUUACUUCCUCUUUUACUCAGAGCAUUCCAAGCCAGUUGGGCUUAUCUGCCGCAUCACCUACAUUUGGCCUGAGUGCAUCUUCUACUUUCAGCUCUGGUAGUUCUUUAUUUGGCUCCUCAACCUCAGCUUCUAAACUGUUCAGUUCAGGUUCUGGCUUUGGACAGAAUUCUUUAACUACCUUCUCUACGGGGGCUAAUCAUUUUAGCACUGCCAGUCUAUUCAGUUCUAGUUCGCCGCCAGAAUCAUCAGUAAUCAAUUCGGCGUUUAGCUCUGCAUCUUCUCCAGCGUCAGGGUUUUCUUUUGGAGGGUCCUCAACCGCUGGUGCUGCUAGUGGUAGUGCAUCAUCUCCAGCGACAGGGUUUUCUUUUGGAGGAUCCUCAACUGCUAGUGCUGCUACUGGUAGUGCAUCUCCAUCAACAGGGUUUUCAUUUGGAGGAUCCUCGACUGCUGGUGCAACUACUGUUAUUGCAUCUCCGGCGACAACAGGGUUUUCAUUUGGAGGAUCCUCGACAGCUGGUGCUGCUACUGGUAGUGUACUGAUGGGAUUUGGCUCUGGUAUUGGUGCCUCAUCAGGGUCAGUUUUCUCAUUCACUUCAGCUUCUGCAGCCACCUCCUCAGCCUCUCUUACCUCAUCACAGCCUGUGUUUGGUGUGCCGAAUCCAAGCAUCACAUUUGGUUCAUCAUGUCCGGCUAACGACCAGAUGAACAUGGAAGAUAGCAUGGCAGAGGACACAGUACAAGCAUCAACACCUGCUGUUCCGACAUUUGGCCAGCCAGCUACUACCCCUUCACCUGGUUUCAUGUUUACUUCUGCUCCAUCAGGAGCUCCAUUCCAGUUUGGUGCCCAACAGAAUCCGGCUACUCCACAGAACUCAUCUCCAUUUCAGGCUACUUCUGGUAAUUUUGAUUUUGCUCCUGGGGGAAGCUUCUCAUUAGGAACUGCUGAUAAGUCUAACCGGAGAAUUUUCCGAGCAAAACGUGAUAAGACGCGGAAGAAGUAAACCUUGGUUGUUCAUCCACUGAUUUGGAUGAAUCAGUGACUUGGGAGGAACACCUGAUCAUUUCUUGGUGCAAGAUGAACAACCUGCAGGCUGUUUCUGAUGUUAUUCCUCAGAUUUUUGGUCCUGGUAAGGUUAAUUGACCUCUCGCAGACCUGGAAGUCUGGUGGCCCUUGUACUUGGUCUUUUCCAGUGCGGGCUUAUAUAAUGUUUCAAUUUUGGGUAAGUCAGUAGUGAUACCAUUGAAUGUUUGCUGUUGGUCUUAGUUACUUUUCUAGGUCCAGGUUGAGGCACUGCUGUUCAUUCCUAGUGUACUUUUGGUGUAACAUAGGAAGAAAAAAUGCUUAUAUCUGUGAAAAACAGUUGCCUGUCAGUAGCCCUCCAUACGCUCUUCUUAUUUGAUAAUCAAUCUUGCUGUCUAUUGUUGGGCAAGAUGAUUUACCAAUUGAUUGUAAUGAAUGCGGUAGAGGAAUAUUUCAGCUGAUGUUCGGAUACCGUGGCAAUGUACAUUUUUGCUAAGCAUUAAAAUGGCAAAUGGUUCAAAAUGGUUGCUACGAGUGAA
This is a messenger RNA of Telopea speciosissima, 4597 nucleotides long. RefSeq names its product nuclear pore complex protein NUP1-like. The transcript has 9 exons. NCBI's taxonomy places the organism in Eukaryota, Viridiplantae, Streptophyta, Magnoliopsida, Proteales, Proteaceae. Gene Ontology annotation, biological process: nuclear membrane organization. The record is from RefSeq and is a predicted model, not a curated record. The coding region runs from base 106 to 4038 and encodes 1310 amino acids. Gene Ontology annotation, cellular component: nuclear envelope.